ACCCAGCCAGCAGCAGCCGUUGUAAUAUUAGCCAUUUGCCUCAAGCGUUUAGCUGUUUCAUUCUUUGUUCUUCAGUUCCCAAACCCAGACAGAUUCUAAAACAGAAAAUGCCAACCGUAGCAUGCAAGUAAUUUACCCAAAUAACAAGCAAAACACCAAAACUAAAGCUUGUUUCUCCUUUUUCUUUUGUUUUUAUCUUCAUUUUUAAGUACUUUGUUUUCAAUUGAAGACAACAUCCAAGGACAAAAGAAAACACGAGAAAGAGAAAGAGCAAUGGGAGCUUACAGAGCUGAUGAUGACUAUGAUUACUUGUUUAAGGUUGUCCUGAUCGGUGACUCUGGUGUUGGGAAAUCCAACCUUUUGUCUAGAUUUACCAAAAACGAGUUUAGCCUUGAAUCCAAGUCUACUAUUGGGGUUGAGUUUGCCACUCGUAGCAUUACUAUCGAGGAUAAGGUUGUCAAAGCUCAGAUUUGGGACACCGCUGGCCAAGAAAGAUAUCGUGCUGUCACCAGUGCAUACUACCGUGGGGCUGUUGGUGCUUUACUAGUCUACGAUGCCACCCGCCAUGUUACCUUUGAGAACAUAGAAAGGUGGCUCAAGGAACUUAGAGAUCACACUGAUGGCAGCAUUGUGAUUAUGCUGCUCGGGAACAAGUCGGACUUGCGUCACUUGCGAGCAGUUUUGACCGAAGAUGCCAAAGCUUUCGCCGAAAAAGAGAAAACUUAUUUCAUGGAAACAUCCGCACUGGAGUCUCUCAAUGUUGAGAGUGCAUUCACUGAAGUGCUGACACAGAUUUAUCAUGUUGUAAGCAAGAAAGCUCUUGAAGGUGGAAACAUCCAAGCAACUUUGCCAAAAGGCCAAAUGAUCAAUGUCGGAUCGAAAGAUGAUGUAUCAGCCAUAAAGAAAGGUGGAUGUUGCUAGACUUAAGUGCAGGCUUUGAAAUUGAAUGCCCUUUGUUCAUACAAGCGUGAACAAUAAACCAGUUGACAUUGUGAUUUGGAUCAUGUCAAAUACAAACUAGUCUAUGUUAGCUUGAGCUCUAGGACUUAAAUGGUUUUUGUUAAUUUCAUGCAUUGCUAAGACCUAAA
This is a messenger RNA of Gossypium arboreum, 1088 nucleotides long. RefSeq names its product ras-related protein RABA1f-like. The record is from RefSeq and is a predicted model, not a curated record. NCBI's taxonomy places the organism in Eukaryota, Viridiplantae, Streptophyta, Magnoliopsida, Malvales, Malvaceae. The transcript has 2 exons. Bases 274 to 921 code for a protein of 215 amino acids. Gene Ontology annotation, molecular function: GTPase activity; GTP binding. Gene Ontology annotation, cellular component: endosome.